ACCCAUCGCACAAGCUCCUCCGCAAUUGUCGCCAUUUGCGGGCGUCCCGGGACAGUACGGCGUGAGUCGCCCCAUGCUCGCCGCGGAUGACCGGCCCCAGGCCAGCGCUGCCGGCCAUCUUGGCCGCCAGAGGGCGAGAUCCACACAUGGCCCUGCUGAAAGCCGCGGCGCGAAAGGUGCUAUGGGGAGAGCUGCUUCAGCUGUUGCUGCUGCUGUGGUACCAAGCGGCACAAGUUGCACCCGUCACAGGACUCAGUGCCCAGUGCCGGUGCGUGACGUUCGACGACAUGUAUGGAAAAGAGUACGGCGUGUUCACCUCUCCGAAUUACCCGGUGCCGUACGAGGAGAACAUCGAGUGCAUCCUCUUUCGUUUCAUCGGAAGCCCCGACCAGAUUGUGCGCAUCUCAUUCGAAGAGUUCGAUGUACAGCGGAGCAAUCUCGAGUGUGUGUACGGUGACUACGUGAAGCUGUUUCUGCACCUGGACAAAGAAGAGGCGGUGAACAAUCGCAGCCCGUACAACUCAAUCCUGUGCGGCAAGAUCAACGACAUCGAGCAGACCCACUACUCCUCCGGGCAUGCGCUCAUCUUUGAGUUCCACUCCGACUGGCGCCAGGGCAACAACUCUGGCUUUAGGGGAACGUACCGGUUCCUUAGCAAACGCCAGUUCGAGACCGAUGGUCUGGCCGUUCCCGACAGUCGGUGCAGUUUCAUCAUGGACAGCGGCAACCGCAGUUCGGGCCGCUUCUUCUCGCCCCAAUACCCCAGCUCGUACCCGCGGGACAUCAAAUGCGCCUACAGCUUCCUGGGACGAGAGAACGAGCGAGUGAAGGUGCUCUUCGAGCAAGUACGCCUGCAGCGCGGAGACUUCAGCUGCUUCAACAGUCCGGACGUGAUCCUGGUGCACGACGGACGGGACGGCAGUUCGCCCGUCAUAGGGCAGCUGUGCAACCGCAACGUCUGGGUGGAGAUGAUGUCCACUGGACCCGACCUGUACGUCACCUUCAGCGCGCAGAGCCAUUUCCCGGGUCGAGGCUUCAUGGCCAAGUACACCUUCUCCGAGACGCCUUACAAUGGAACGCUCGACCAGCUAGUGUCCAUCGAGCCACAAAAGGCCUUGGACGGCAGUGCCUUCAACAAACAAGGCAACGGCAGCUGUGACCAGGUGAUCAUGAGCAACAGCUCCAAGAACGGCACCAUCACGAGCCCCAACUACCCGAAUCCGUACCCGCCCAACACGCGCUGCAACUACCACUUCCAGGGAGAAGGCAAAGAGCGCGUCCAGAUCAAGUUCACCGACUUUGACCUUUACAUGCCUCACGAGGGCAUCAAGGAGUGCGAGAACGUGGACUCCGUGAUCGGCUUCAUCACCAUCAAGGGACAGCGCGAGCGGCUGGACAACUUCUGCGGCUCGCAGCUGCCCAACCAGAUCAUGUCCAACGAGCACCGCAUGACCGUCAUCUUCCAGAGCUUCGGCAGCAGGCCGCCCAGCGUCAAGGGAUUCCGGGCCAUCUACCAGUUUGUCACCAAUUUUGGCAUUCCUUCCGGUCGUCAGGACCCACAGGGCGUGUGCACCUUCAUCUACAACAGCUCUGAGGUGUCCAACGGCACCUUCUCUACGCCCAACUACCCGGGCGUCUACCCGCGGGACACCGAGUGCCACUACCUCUUCUACGGCAAGAGCAACGAAAAGAUAUACAUCGAGUUCGCCUACUUUGACGUCGAAGGCGUGCCCCCGUGCCUCUCGGACACGGCGAGCGACUACGUGGAGUUCUCCAACUUCCGCACGGUGGACCGCAAGAUCCCGCGCCACUGCGGCAACCUGCGACCGACAAAGAUCGAGUCCGACGCCGACUUCUUCCGCGUCUCGUUCAAGUCCAAUGACAAGUUCGACGGCACCGGAUUCGAGGCCUUCUACCAGUUCAGAAACAACCCCGAUCCUUUCACAGUUCGACAAGUCUCCGCUGUGCAGAACAAGCAGAAUGCGCACAGAUCUUCGCCCGCAACCGCCCUGCUGUCUCUGGUCCUGCUGUGGCUUCUGGUAGCCGAUCACUGAGGCGAUCCAGGCGGGGCUCUCUUAUUCCACUUCACCCAAAAAGCCGCUCACUCGCCGACUUCAAGUAAUUCCCCCAUCUCUCUACGUUCUCGAUGUGUUGUCGCUGUCACCGAAGAAGAAGAAUUAAACGAAGCAACAGAAACAAAGAUGAAAGCACAAAGGCAUCAACAUACUUCACACCCCGCGCCUCACCGCACCUCCAUAGGUGCUCAGAGCUCGACUGUCUUCGUAUGAACAAGAGGACGAAGCUCGUGCUGUGUGUGUGUGUAUACGUGUGUUCGACGUGUCCGCUGUGGAAAACGACGCUACAGUUCAAUGCGCACACACUGUUGUUCGCGGACUUCACGCCGAUUUUAUUCUACCCUCUCGACGUCUCCCUUACCUUGCUUCCUGUGUGAACUUCAAUUUCCCCGUUCCAUUUUUUCAGCUCAUCCCCACUUAUUAUUCGCGUGCGGCCGGCGCGAAGAGCCUGUUGAAGCUUGACGGCGGUUUUUUUUUUUUUUUUCGCUGUUAUGUGAGCGUUCGUUUAUGUGCGCGUGCGUGCCGUGUUCGUGUGUGCGUGUGUGGCAGAUCAUUCGACCGCACCCUUUCCUCACGGAAAAAAAAAAAAACCUCAAGGACACUCGCCGAAGAACCUCGAAGAAGACGUUCGUCGCACUUCUAGCUGCGCGGCCGCCGGAGAGAACUCUGUGGUGAAAACAGAGGAACGUCGUGAAAAAACAAAACGGAACAAUAGGGAUGACGGUGCCUCAUCUUGUGCACUAUCACUCUCUCUCUCUCUCACUGUCUCUCUAUCUCGAAGAAUAAAACGACGGCAGUGUGUGUAUGCGCGCUCACCGCGAUGUGCACUGUUCUCGAAACGAGGGCAACGACCCCUUUCCGCGACAUGUCACCCACCCGAUCUCACAUUCGUGCUUGAGUUGUUGUUUUUCAUUUUUUUUUGUAGUUGUUGUAUUUUGUUAUCUAGGAUGUCCCUACAUUCGAAAUGAAGAAUUGAGCAUGGGCAGGGCAUGCAGCGAGAAGCCAGGAUAACCGCUGUUAAUUAAAUGUAACAGACUGUAUUAUAAAAGAAGGCAAGCUCGCCAGGGAUAGGCAGAAAGUUAGGUGCGCAGAUGAGAUUUAAAUGUUUGCGGGAAUAACGCGGCAACGCCAACCACAACCGGAUUAAACCGCUUUUUUUUUCAUGGUUCCACGGCGCAUGCGCCCUUCCCCUUGCGGGAAAGUCGCGAAACGCUGUAGUAGGGUCUCCGGACGUCUAUCGAUCUUGGAGGCUAUAGUUCUAGCGAUACCGCUUGUCCCGGUUCACCCGCAAAACUCCGCCCCCCCCCCCCUGUAAAACGGCAGGGGGCAGCACAAGAAAACGAAAAGGGAAGGAGAUAGGAGAAACAUGGUAGAGGACCUUGCCCUGCAGCGGGCGUGGGCAGUCUGAUGAUGACAAUGGUGAUGCUUACGAUGAUUAUGAUGAGGUGAUAAGGUGCCGUUCGUCAAAAUCUGAACGAAGUUGUCCUCGAAAGGGGUCGCUCGCCCUUGCCCAGUCUACAAUAAAACUGAAUUGGGAGAUGGGUGGCUGGUGUUGAUGAGGAUUUCAAUCUGCUUCUGUUUCAUCUCUGAAGACAGAAGCUAACCGAGUCUCUCACGUGCUUGACACUAAAACGACGUGUUCAUGUAAAUGUAUCGCGCUCGCGAUAGUUCUCGAAAGAUUUUUUUGUUGUUGUUGUUGUUGUUACGAGAACUACCACCAUGUGCGAGACAGCACAGGAAACCUGUAUGAGUUUCCCAGUCGGAAAAACAAUUUGCACCGAGAUCGAACCUGCGACCAAGGUCAUUCAAAGGCGGUCGUUGUGCGAUAUGGGCUAACCCUGCAGGACACCAUGUGGAACUGCGAGGAUGAGUUAGUCGACAAGCUCGAAGCACAGAAAUUUUCUCAGCGCUGACUUUGCUCAUUUAGUGUCAAUUCCUGUAUUAUAAGAAAUAUAUUGCUCCCUCGGUUGCAGAUCUAGUGUCUAAACAACGUUUUAUUGCGACAGCAAUUAUAUAGGCGCUCCAGGGGCAAUAUCGCCGUCGCUGUCGGCAUCAUUGUGAGGGCCUCUAUAAAGUCCAAGAGCGAUAACGUCGAUCCGAUUGUCGUAUGCUCUAUAUGCGAGCUUUCAUUCAUCUUGCGUACGAUUCUACUCUAACGCUACGCUCCUUGUAGUUCACACAGCUAGGAACACGUGCAUGGGAGCAUGGCAACGCUUCCUUGAAUAGAAGGUAUGGGGCACUAAGUACUGGCAAAAAAAUAAAGAUAACGCACGUUAAGGUUACUUAGCAGUUGCGGAACCUGCUGCGGUGAGUUACUCGUAAUGACGUUACACUGCUAAGCUCUAAUCAUGACUUCGCUCCCCUCCUUGGCGACGGCAUUUGGAUAGAGGCUCUAUUUUAAAAAAAAGCCGGGUGGUAAAAAACAAUCUGCAGUUUCCUCACUAUGCCGUUCAUCAAUCGUAGGACCAUGGCUUCUGCAUUGAAAACCACAUAAGCGAUUUUGUUUUGUGCUUGUUUUUUUGCGACACGAUAAGGCACAACCCCUGCAUUUUUUUUUAGAGUGUGCGUUUGGAUAUUCGGGAGCAAUACUGCCUCACGUCGCCGCCAGCUAGCGUUCUUACUAGCUCGCUGUAGUGGAGCGUCAGCACCGAAAAGGCCUUGAUCACAGGUUCGAAUCCCGUACAGUAAGAAUAGUUCUCUUUAAUGCUUCCUUUUGUGGUGACCAUUCUCGCGUUUACUUGGUAGCUCAUGGCUACUUCCUGAUGAGUAUUUGGGAAAAUUAAAGCGCUAAGAUAGUCAUACACAUAGGUCGAGAAACACAAGACAAGCGCGUCUAUUUUUGCGCUUUAAUUUUGCCACUUUGCACCAUCUCGCCCAUUAUCAAGUUUUGUUAAAGUGUCACGCUUUCCAUUUCAUAGAACAUUGACCAGUCUUGCGGAUUGGCGCAGAACUGAUAUACUGUAGUUCUCGUUCUGCGGUUAGUGCUCAACGCUCUCCUUGUUUAAAGAUACGUUUCUGCUAAAUUAGCUAUUAUUUUCACGUUUCUCAACUUUGCUUGACAGAGGAGUAGAAUGCCCCCUCCCCCCCCCCCCCUCACCCCGGUCUAUCAAAAUCCGUCACGAUAUUCCAUGCCGUAAGACAAAAAAAAGUCAUUUCACCUUUCUUUUUUUUUUUUUGUGAGUUCUGACUUGCCACGUAUACGACUAUCUUUAUAAAGAAACACGUGAACUCUCUUUGGAGAUCAUUAUCUUCUCGUAGAAGAGUCGUGGGAUUCAAGAGAGAGUUACCGUCUAUCUUUAAAAAGAGUCAUAUGCGUGUCAAGUCAGGACUUGCCAAAAAGAAAAAGGCAACACAUACUCUUUUUUUUUUUCUUAAAUUCAUUACGAUUCCUUCUAGCCAAGGAGCAACAGUUACAUUCUUGUAGACUGAAGGCUCGUUCACACCUGCGACAAGGACAGUUUGCGCGACCAGGUUAGUCGCAGAGCGACUGCUUUGGCUCAGUUGCUCGCUGCUCGAUUUUCCAGUCGCGCGACGGCAGCCGCAAACCACUGAACCAAUCACAUGCGCAGGAACAGGACGUCAGCUUAUUUUAAGGGGGAAAGGUAAUGCGAACCACGAGCGAGCAGGCGUGAAUUCUCUGAUGGCGACGAGUAUGUAAGUCUCACGCAGGUGUGAACAUCGGUCAGCUUGAGUCACUCUUUUUUGGUCGCCAGUCGCAAAUGGUCGCGUGACUGGUGGUUAGUCGCAGGUGUGACGAGCUUUAACUGUUUCGUUUUCCUGCUGCGAUGUGUCCGUGUAGAUGCGCACGAUGGCGCGCACCAGCCUGUACGACUUUCUUGCGGCAUUCGGUCCCUGUGUAUAUAUAUACUCUCUUGGAACACGCGCACAAGCAGAAGCGUUACCCAUGUGUCAUAGUUGCUCGCGUUGUCUUAUUUAUCGGGUUGCAUUCUGUAAAUCCGUUGCGCGUUUUGAUUUUGUUAAUGCUGCUCUUCAAAGAAGUUGAUGUGCACGGUAAGAGCAUGAUCAAGACAAUGUAAACAGCAAGACGUUGUUAAGAGUGCAAUGUUGUUUUUAUUUUGUCUGAUUCCAUCGAUGAACAAUAAAAAGAAUUAAUACCUUGAA
This is a messenger RNA of Rhipicephalus sanguineus (brown dog tick), 6197 nucleotides long. RefSeq names its product suppressor of lurcher protein 1-like. NCBI's taxonomy places the organism in Eukaryota, Metazoa, Arthropoda, Arachnida, Ixodida, Ixodidae. Gene Ontology annotation, cellular component: plasma membrane. The record is from RefSeq and is a predicted model, not a curated record.